AUGCAUACAACCCUCAAACUGAGGCGGCAGAGCCCUCCGGUCACCAUCUUCUACGACUUGCGCAAAUGGUGUUACUUGGCUGCUCUACUGAGUACAGACCAUCACAAGAUCAGACUUCUUCAAGGUCUGGAGGACUUUGACAGCAAAGUUGACGAUCUAAAUCAAAUCACCCUUGUACAAUACAACCCUAGGAAACGUGGGAUUCUUUGGCACCUUCUGUACCAUCUAAUAUACACUGUAGGCACCAACGUGGUGUCUUUCACUUUCUUUUACCCUACAAACAAACCAUUCUUAGGACUAGUGUUCGAUCUCUUGGUGAAAACCUUUGCAGGGGAAAUGGGGUUUGUUAACACCAUAGUGAAUGUAGUGUUCUGCAGUGAAAUAUGCUAUCGCUACCGUCUCAUCACCACUUCUUGGGUCUACCACAAGGAGAGGUUGAAGGACACUCCUGUCGCCCGUGUGGUGGUCCAGGAACGCUGUCGUCUGCUACACGCCCAGCUGACUGACCUAGCUGAUCUCCUCAGCCUCUGCUACGGCCGCUUCUACGUUGUCAACCUCUUCUUUGUGUUUCUCGAGUCCAUGAUGUUUCUCUACCGCAUCAUCCUGGUUCAGUCUCAGAUCGCAGGGAAUGUUCAGUCCGUGCUGUACCUUGUAGUCAAUGUUGCCUCCGUACCCGUCCUGGCGUGUUCCACUAGUAGCAUUAUAAUUGCAGUGAGUGGUAACACUGUAACUAGUUGUAAUGGAUCAAGCCACUAA
Messenger RNA from Macrosteles quadrilineatus (aster leafhopper), 756 nucleotides. RefSeq lists its product as uncharacterized. NCBI's taxonomy places the organism in Eukaryota, Metazoa, Arthropoda, Insecta, Hemiptera, Cicadellidae. Bases 1 to 756 code for a protein of 251 amino acids. The record is from RefSeq and is a predicted model, not a curated record. The transcript has 3 exons.